ACCCACCGGUGUUCCUUGUAGCCUUAUCUGGACUGCAUUGCACAACUAUGGGCAGUGUAUUGGCUGCCAGUUCCCCAAACCCACCGCCUCCUGCAGGUGGUGGUGGUCAGGGGGGCUCUGGCUUGGUAAAUGUGCCUCCGGGUUUCACCAUGCCCCCAGUGUCACCAGUUCCCCCAACCCCUGGCACUGCGGCCCAGGAAGGCGAGGCAGAGAGUCCCCUUCCCAAUCCAGGCACUUUUGAGGAGUGCCACCGAAAAUGCAAAGAGGUCUUCCCUCUUCAGAUGGAAGGUGUGCGACUGGUCGUCAACAAAGGCCUGAGCAACCACUUCCAGGUUAGUCACACAAUUAAUCUGAGCACUGUGGGGGAUUCAGGCUAUCGGUUUGGCUCCACCUAUGUAGGCAGCAAACAGACUGGCCCUGCGGAGUCUUUCCCAGUUAUGGUGGGGGACAUGGACAACACUGGUAGCCUCAAUGCUCAAGUUAUCCACCAGCUGACUGAACGAGUGCGCUCCAAAGUGGCCAUGCAGACACAGCAGCACAAGUUUGUGAACUGGCAGUGUGACGCAGAGUACCGUGGCGAUGACUUCACAGCGUCCGUAACCCUGGGCAACCCGGAUGUCCUUGUCGGAUCUGGCAUUGUGGUAGCACACUACCUCCAGUCGCUCAGCCCUGCUCUGGUGCUCGGCGGUGAGCUGGUCUACCACCGCAGACCUGGAGAAGAGGGCACGGUCACGUCACUCGUGGGCCGCUACACCGGAAGUAAUUACAUCGCCACACUGACAUUGGGAGGUGCCGGAGCACAUGCAUCUUACUACCACAAAGCCAAUGACCAGUUACAAGUCGGUGUGGAGUUUGAAGCCAGCACACGGACGCAAGACACAAGUGUGUCCUUUGGUUAUCAGCUAGAUAUUCCCAAAGCUAACUUGCUCUUCAAAGGUUCGCUGGACAGUAACUGGAUUGUGGGGGCCACUCUGGAGAAGAAGCUAAUCCCUCUCCCACUCUCCCUCGCCCUGGGCGCUUUCCUGAACCACCGAAAGAACAAGUUUCAGUGUGGUUUUGGGGUCACCAUCGGUUAAAGCCAACUCAGGGCAACCUCCACCUUCCAACCGACAUCCCCCCACCUCCACCACGCGUCGCCCUGCAGGACCCACGCUCCAUAGCCAAGCUGGAGCCGAGAGGCGCAGGGACAUGGAUGAGACAGUGGCCAUGGAUGCGCGCACACACACACACACACACACACACACACACACACACACACACAUUUUCAGCAACACAGUAUUUCACUCCAUUCAAGUAUCAGCUGCGCUGAGAACCUGUUAAUGUGAAAACUAGAAUCUAGACACAUGUAAACCAAGCUCACAGACUCAGAAGUGAAGUUCAAGUAAAAUUCUGAUGUUGACGAGGAACAACUUAGAGAGGUUAGACAUAGUAUUUAUACGAGUAGAAUGUAUAGAAAAUCAACACAUCACAAUGAAAAAGAAAUCUCAUUGUCUGAAAUGUGACAUGUAUUAUAUGAAAUUGUUGAAGGUUUUGUGUGUGUGUGGCGCUGUCCAUGCUGUGGUGCAUUGAGGUCCAUCCCUGGCUCAGUCCAUAGUCUUUUGCAAAUUGAUACUUCAUUUUGCCUGUCUUCAAACCGCUAACUAAAAUCGAUCUGAUUUGUUAUUGUUCCCUGGUGUUUGACCGCACAAACAUUCUUUGAAAGGAGGAAAUUGAAAACUGUUGCUGUCCAAACAUUUACAAGGAGAAAUAAUUCUGCAAUUUGUUGUGCAGAUUACUGCCCAAAUUAGAUUUUUUAAAUAUUUGACCAGAUUGUGCACUCUACCCUGAUGUGGAGCUUUCAUGAGCCAGUGUAGAGGGGUGACACACCCUGUCCCUGUGCCUCUGGAAAAAGGCCGGGAAAACGUCUAAUACAUGGUUGACUCAGCUGCGAUGUGAUCAGCAAAAACACAAAAGGAGAACCAGUCCCAUCCGCUCCCCUCACCCCACCCACCCACAUCCCAGCCCCCUUCUCCUCAGGCCUGCAGGAGGCCCGCAUCUCUCUGGGGGCUCCUGAGGCCAGGACUUUUAUGCUGGCAGUCUCUCGACCAGAUGUACAUUUGUUUUUGUUUUGUGUGCGUGUGUGUGUGUGUGUUUGUUUUGAAGCCGUCCUUUUAAUACAGAAUGAGAUCCAGUCGCCCAACAGUUUACACAUACAAACACGUGCGCACACACACACACAAACAGGAUUAAAAUGACAUUCUGUGGAUUGUCGUAGACGGGUGAAAUAAUUGGGGCCUCAACACAGUUGUUGAGAUGCAUGAUUACACAGGGAUUUUCUGUUAAGAAUGGACCAUUGAAAAACCAUGCUAUCAUUAAUGUUUUUUUGUUUUGUUUUUUUUUACUACUGAGUUUAAUGAUAAACCCAUGUGCAGUUGAAUGAGAUCACAUUUGAAAUAGAGCUUUGAGGGGGUGUAAUUGGCAUGUUCAUUGGUGAUAUUGAAGCAACUUCCUUUUUUAUAUAAAAAGGCUGGUCAAGGGAAAAUUUGACCAUUGUCAUUAACCGUUUGUGAGCGUGCGUGUGUGUGUGAGUAUUCUCAGUUAAAGCACUUUGUGUUACUGUGAUAACAAUACAGUAAAGCAAAGGCAGUUCUUUGUUCAGCAAAAGAAAACAAUAAACAGUUUUGUGCUUUUAAGAGGA
Messenger RNA from Alosa alosa (allis shad), 2677 nucleotides. It is a transcript of the gene tomm40, whose product is annotated as translocase of outer mitochondrial membrane 40 homolog (yeast). Gene Ontology annotation, cellular component: mitochondrial outer membrane translocase complex; mitochondrial outer membrane. The coding region runs from base 48 to 1076 and encodes 342 amino acids. NCBI's taxonomy places the organism in Eukaryota, Metazoa, Chordata, Actinopteri, Clupeiformes, Clupeidae. The transcript is spliced from 10 exons. The record is from RefSeq and is a predicted model, not a curated record. Gene Ontology annotation, molecular function: transmembrane protein transporter activity. Gene Ontology annotation, biological process: protein import into mitochondrial matrix.